This is a messenger RNA of Puccinia triticina, 1173 nucleotides long. RefSeq lists its product as uncharacterized. The record is from RefSeq and is a predicted model, not a curated record. The transcript is spliced from 7 exons. Bases 1 to 1173 code for a protein of 390 amino acids. Lineage: Eukaryota; Fungi; Basidiomycota; Pucciniomycetes; Pucciniales; Pucciniaceae.
AUGAAUCGAUACCAGGCCCUGAUCGGCUGGCUAUCUCUCAGCUUCUUGAAGAACACUUUUGCCUCAAUUCCUGCUCCACAAGCAAUUCUACCCGGUCCAUCGCCAAACACCAACAACACAACAUGUCAAAUAUAUCCCAACACCAUCGAAAGCUGGAACCAACUAGGAGUCGACCAAUUCCUCUCUGAUUUCCCCGGAGGUAAAGACACGCCAUUGGAUGAUUUUAUUUUUGGAAAUCGCAUCACAAACUUUGUCUGUGGCUUGGGUGAAAACUGCCUGGCAGGGCAACAAUGUUUACCUUUUCAAGGAUCCCUCUGGUUUAUGCUUUACUCCCUGCAAGAAUGGAACCUCUAUGUGAACUCCUUGUAUGAUGCCACCACAGGAGCAGUUGCGCAGAUUAAAGCUUGGGGCGUUGCGACAGAAGCUGAGCUCUUAGAAGAACAAGUAGGAGUAGAUACAUUGUUUCAGUCAACAAUCAAAUUGGAGCCAAGAUCUCUCGCGAAAAGGUCGCUCCCACCGGAAAAUCAACUCUCUCUUGACGCAGUGAAUGAGAGUCAGAAGACACUUGCGAGCGAGCUUCAAGGCUUGCCAGGAGACUUUGGCACUUCCUCGACAGCGGGGACUUCCGAUCUAAAACAAAUGAACAAGGCGCUGUAUUAUUUGACAAAAAAGAGUAUUUGGUCCGAAUUAGUUGUCAGCGUUUUAUCCGGCGAUGAGGAGGCAUUCAACAGAAUCAAAACUAAUGUGGUAGCCGCAUAUGAAACCAACGAGGAACAGCGAUUGGUGAGGCGCUCUGCUCCCCAAGAUAUACCAUCGGACCAUUUUGCAACAUGGAACGUCAUCAACACUUAUUUGACAAGCUUCUGUGAUCAUCUCAAAUCUGUAAUCGCGGUGACUUCGCAGAUUGGUGUUACCGCUCCAAUCUCUUCAGAUGAGGGGGUUUGGGGUAUCAUCAAGGGAGGGAAAUUCCUAUCACCCAAUCCAAAUAUGUCACAACUCCAAGAUAAACUAAGAGAGACAAUGAGACUGAGCGCCCUCGCUCAAGUUCUGAAAUCGAUGAAUGUGUUCGUAACUAUCGGUAGUGUAAGCAACCUGACCUUGCGUUUAGCCUUUUCUUCCAGCUUCCUCUCCGGAAGGCCUGAUGAUGAAUUUAAUUCGAGCAUCAAAAGAUAA